UUCCCAGAGCGCUUCCUGCGCAGCCGCGCCGGGUGCUGGCCGGAGCUCCCUGCCGUACCUGGGGCCGCCGCUCUGGGCAGCGCCAGCCGCCGCYGGGACCCCAAUGGCGGGACGGUGCCCGCGGGCCGGGGCGGCUUAGGGGAGAGCGCCACAGAGGGCUCCGUCUGCGCAGAGCUUCGCUGGGAGGCUCGAGAKUGAGGCCGGCGCACUGGCGGAGUCCGGAGGGCUGGGCCUGGCACGGCGCAGAAAAUUAWUUUGUGAAGAAAUGGCCACCAGAACUGGAAAUGAAAAGAGUGUGAAUCCUGUGCUCAGAAUAAGUCAACUUGAUGCUCUUGAACUAAACAAAGCCCUGGAACAACUAGUGUGGUCCCAGUUUACCAGCUGUUUUCACGGAUUUAAACCAGGGGYGUUGGCUCAUUUUGAACCAGAAGUAAAAGCAUUUUUAUGUCUUAUAUUAUGGAAAUUCACUAUCUAUUCCAAGAAUGCAACUGUGGGACAGACUAUUCUCAAUAUUCAGUACAAGAAUAACUUAUCUAAGACAGAGAAAUACCAACCUCUGAGCAAACACCAGAAGUUAUGGUAUCUGAUUUUCACUGUUGGUGGAARAUGGUUGGAAGAAAGAUGUUAUGAUUUAUUUAGCAAUCGUCAACAGCAAUCUUUCUGCAAAAUUAAGAACUAUAUUAGUUUUGGAUCUGGACUUCUUAAGCUUUGUGGACUUUUAAAUUUUCUGAUUUUUCUUCRGAAGGGAACAUUUGCAACACUUACAGAACGUAUUCUAGGAAUUAGAUCAGUUUUUUGCAAGCCGCAAAGUGUUCGUCAAGUAGGAUUUGAAUAUAUGAACAGGGAGCUCCUAUGGCAUGGCUUUGCUGAAUUUUUGAUAUAUCUGCUCCCACUCAUUAAUGUACAGAAACUGAAACUUAAAAUUUCUUCUUGGUGCUUGCCUAUCACAGGCCUUUCAAAUAGUGAAAACACAUUAGUGGCUCACUGCAGGGAAUGCUCACUGUGUGGGGAAUGGCCUACCAUGCCACAUACCAUAGGCUGCCCACAUGUUUUUUGUUACUACUGUAUUAAAAGUAACUUUUUAUUUGAUAUGUAUUUUACGUGUCCUAAAUGUGGCUCAGAGGUACACGAUCUUCAGCCAUUGAARUAUAAAAUUGAAAUGACAGAAUUGCGUGUUUGAACAUGAGGUUGAUUUAAUUUUAUACUGUACAUGAUCAAAUGAUUCAAUCUGUUGAAGAGAUUAAUGGAAGAAUUUGGAAAUUAUUGGAAGCAUAGACUGCUUAAAGGUGGUUUUGGAGACUGUAAUUUAUUAUAACGUAUUUUUACUGGUCUUAGGCUUUUAUUGAGUUAUAGUUCUGUAAUGCCCUACCCUGCCUGACAGGUUAGGGGAAUGUAGUUGGAUUUACUCUGGGUGGUAUGUGGGAGAAYCUACAAUAUUCUCAGGAGGUUCAGUAACAACUCUURCUUGCAAACUUUAGAACCUUCCAGUUGAAUAAGGCACUUGGCAAACUUUUGCUUAGCAGUCUUUAACUUAUCCAGACACAGUGCCAAUACCARCUUAGCUAGUAGAUGGAUUUGGUGGGAAGGUCGUUCUGUUUAUGCUUAAAGAAUAAUUUUAAAUUGGAAUUCCCAAUGUGGUGUUACACUAAAAAAAAACAUAGUUGUAAGGAAGGUGUAAGCAAAACAAUGCCCCUUCUAGACCUUAAUGAGAUGGCAACUUUCUUAAGCAACCAUGUCUCUAAUUUUCAACAACAUGUAAUUUAUCUUCCACUUCUUCCCUAAAAUGCUSAGGGAUGAAACCCGUCAUCCAUGGGAAUGUGGCAACUGCCCAGGGUAACCCACAUUCUUCUGAGUCACUCACACUGAAGGAAACAGUUUAUUGAUGAGAUGCUCUCUGUAGGAAUUGUKCUCUUGUUUUCUUGGUGUGGUCAAGGUGGGUGCCAAAUCUCAAGAGUUCACCUCCACACAGGAAAAGAUCGAACAUAUAWGCAUAUUAAAAUAGGUAGAUUUCCUGCUUUUUGUUUCCAUUAUUUGAUUUGUUAGUAGGCUUUACAGUAUUUUAAUUGUUCUAACCUUUAUUCAUUUACUCGUCAACCUGGUUUUAUAAGAUUAUUUUCUUUUUAAGUGUAGUUCUUUCCUAACAGGAAGUCUUACYAAAAGUCUCAUUAACACAAAAAUAUGUUGCAUCCUCUUUUGAAUCUUAAAUUGUCAAAAACAUAAGCAGUUAAAUUGAGUAAAUAGCUUUAUGGUGGCUGUGUUUUUGAUUGGCAAUCAUCAAUAGUCAGUCCCAAAAAUAGCAGGGUAACAACUGAUCGAGUAUCUUUGAUCUACUUUUAUGAAAUGGUUUAUUACAUUCUUCAUUCUACAUUCUGAUUAAAACAACCCACCAGCCUGUUUGUUUGAAGAUCUUAAAUUCUAGGUUUUGAUCUUUAGAGUGACACACAGCRCUUUCAUCUGAUGUAAUUAAAUAUAGUUAGCAGGUGGGCUGCCCAAAACUUCAUUAAUUCUGCUACUGUUCUGUGAGUCAACAGAGACUUCAGAGCAAGUGCUUCCAGAUACUGUGCUGCAAUAUUAUUUGCUGUCAGAUGUGUAUAUUAGCAGCCUGCCAUAUUUGUGUUAUUUGCUGUUGCAAUUARAACCAGCAGGUGCAAAUCCAUCUUUAUUACAGUAUCAAAACUGACAAGUCAGUUGGAGAGCAUCCUGGAGUUACUUCCUGAUCAUGAAGGGAUUUUGUAUGAAUUGUCCGUCCACAUGACUUAAUAGCUUUUCCCAAGGAAAUGUAUUAGCAACCCURACUUCAAGGUGAUCUAAUAUCUCCAGAAACAUCAUCAGCGUUUUUGAUACUUCUGUCUUUAACUGUCUUUAUUAAUUAAGGUUUGUAUGAAUCCAAAAUGCAGUGUUUAUAGCUUAUAGCAGACUUUUGUUUUCUGUGGACUCUUCAUGUCACAGAGCAUUAUUUUGUCGAAAGAGUGUGAAUUCUCUAUAUUGGCUUCUGUUAGGUGUCAUGUCCUUCUUAUGUAGGAGUGAGCUUCUUUCCUAUUUAGAAAAGUUUCAUUUUCCUGAAUAUUUAAASAAUGUUAUCUUCCUUUUUCAUUCCACCUCCUUCUGUCCUGCUGUUUGAUGUCUGAAAGCUGUAUGAAUUUCCUGGGGUUUGUUUUGUCUCUUGCAGCUUCAUGCAGGUAAAAUUUGUAAUCUGUUUUUCAUCCCUUUUACACUAUCAGUACAAAACCUGUUUCCAGCAGUUUAGUACCUCUAUUGUACAGCUGUUUUCUGUUGGCUGUGCUGUAUUGCACUUKACUGGGUUUUUUGUUCUGGAAUUAAACUUUAAAUACUUAACUUACGAUAACCUAUUAUACCAAAGCACUGGCUUACUUCUGUAGCAUCUCCUCRUCACUGUGUUGGAUCUGUAGCCCAUAGCAUUGACUAAGUUUGUAAAGUCUGUGUCUUAUGGCAUAAACAGUUUUUAUUACCCUAAUAUCAUAGAUCUUAAGGUGGAUGUUUAGUUCUUUUAUUUUCCAUACAAGUACACAGGGGUACCAAGCAUCUCACAGAAGUAGGUGGUUUGGAAAAAGAAUGGUUGUUUUUGUCAGAUACAGAUUUUUUUUUUUUUUUUUGAUAUCUGCCAUGUCGUAAAACCUUUGUUCAGUUGUAGUCACAGCGGAGAUUGAUGAGACCAAGGUUCCAACUUGAAUAUUGGAAAACAACUUGCUACCAGCUUAGCUUUUUGGUACUUCAGAAUCAAUAUUCAACAUUUUCCUUUCAGCACUUUAAAAUUAUAUUAUUUUUAUUUUAAUAUUGUAAUUCUAUUUUAUUGUGUCCUAUGACCUAUAAGCUGCAGAAGAGUCUUACUUGAACAUAUUACAAGAAAAAAAUCAGAUAAUUUGUAGACUAAUCAAAGGAUAAUUAGUUUUAUAUACUAAUUACGCUGAUAAUUUGUCCUCUUAAGCAUUAUAUUUUUCAAAGGRCUGCUACAUCUGGUCAUGCUUCCUGCAGCAGAGGGAAUAAAACUUAUUUUGGAAUGUUAAUCUUUAAACAAAAGGGGUUUAGUAUUCCUCUGCCRUGAGAUCGUACUUGUGAGUAGUCGUAUGUACAUCAGUGAAAAGGGUAAAUGCUUAGAAUUUAAGGAAAGUAAAGGACCAGUACUUCUAUUCARUCUUGGAUGAGAGUUACAGCCUUGCAUUCCCAGUUUUCUUCAUGUUCUCUUGUAUGUCUUUGUGUGCUAUGUGAACRUUUUCAUUAUUAAAAUAUGAAGGCAUAAAUGAAACAGACUAAUUACAAUAAUAAACAUGCUAGAAAACUUUCCAUAUCUUUAUUUGAAUCAGUAUUACUGUAGAUUGCCACAAGGUGUGAUUCAGGAGGCAUUCGGAUGAAAGAAGUCAAAGAGUGCUGGUUCUUACCUCCACAAACUGUCACCACUCCAUCUAGUCUUUAUGCUUUAAGUGGAAGUCUUCUUUUAUAUAAGUAAUGUUAUAGAAGACUUAAAAAUGGGAAUUUUGGUAAAAAUAUUCUGUGAAAGAAAUGCGAGGGAUAGUAUUUGAUUUCGGCCUUACCUGGAAACAGACAAGGAGGAUCUCAACAUUAGUAAAGAGACAACGUGGAGAAAGACGAAAGAUACGUGUUUCCUAARUACAAUCUAUUAAUGUCCUUAUUUGAGAAUACUAAUCGAAUUGUUAUCUAAGAUGUGUCAUUCUUAUGAAAAUUAAGUUGACAAAUAAAUGAUACUUUUUAA
This is a messenger RNA of Malurus melanocephalus (red-backed fairy wren), 4729 nucleotides long. It is a transcript of the gene PEX2, whose product is annotated as peroxisomal biogenesis factor 2. Gene Ontology annotation, molecular function: zinc ion binding. NCBI's taxonomy places the organism in Eukaryota, Metazoa, Chordata, Aves, Passeriformes, Maluridae. The record is from RefSeq and is a predicted model, not a curated record. Bases 266 to 1180 code for a protein of 304 amino acids. Gene Ontology annotation, biological process: protein import into peroxisome matrix. Gene Ontology annotation, cellular component: peroxisomal membrane. The transcript is spliced from 2 exons.